UUUUUUAGUCUUUUACGUGUUUUUAUGUGGAAAACUUAUAACGACGGUGACAACAGCCAAAGCCCAAAGCCCAAACGAGAAACUCGCUCAAGAUACGAAAACGUGCACAUUUUGUGUUGCAGUCAGCUCCAUUCGUUUGAUUUAAUGUGAAGCUGCUAUCCCACCUAAGGAGGAGAGCCAGUGCAAUUGCUUUAAUUGGCUAAAUUAGCAAUAAAGUCGCAAAAGAAUUGUGAAACAAGUUCAAAACGAGUAGCUUCGGAAAAACAACAAUUAGAGGCAAAUAAAUUAAACGAGUGCGCCAAAGAGCAACUGACAAACAAAAAAAAAAUAAAAAUUCGAAAAAAUAGAAAGUGGAGAAGAAUAAUUUGUUUAAUUUGAAUGUGAAGUGAGUGAGGCCAACAGUAAUCAGUUCCAACAACGAUUGACUGUUGAUAAGCGAAUCAUAAAGAUAAGACACCUGUGGAUUUUCUUAUCAUUUGGAGCAGUGUCAUCCACAGCAAAAACAACCAAAAAAACAAAAUGAUUGAAAUUGACGAUCAAAUUGCCAAACCCCUUAACUUGGCUAACUCUGCCGUCUUACGCGCUGUAGAGGAAGAGGAGCAGGAAAUGAAAUGUGAAACAUUUACAACAGGACUGGCAACAGCUAAGAAUGACAAACCCAACCAAAGACAGAGCCGUUCGAGACAACGUUACCAGGAACGGCCACACACACCAUUGCACCAUCAGCAGCUGGAACAAAUCAAAACGCAGUACUUGAGCCAUCAGCACGACAUAACGAUAGACCGUGAUACGGUCCUAAAGAUAAAUCGCCUGGCAACACGAAGAAAUUUACAUAAACGUGAACACAGCUGGCCACCAACAAGUCACCAUGAUAAAGUUGAUGCAAUUGAAUGUGAUGGUGAUGGUGGCGGUGACAAUGAUGAUGAUGAUGAUGAUGACGACGAACAAAUACACUCUGGGAAUGCUAUGGACAAACGGCAUCUACGACAACUACAACAACAACAACAUGUUCGCAGCUCAUCCACUGACAAUGCGUUACAAUUUGACGAAAGCGUCUGUAAACGUCAUGGCAUCGAUGUGAUCCGAGAAAAAUUCAAUAGUCCCACCAGGAUAAUUGAACCCACCGCCAGAGAGGUGAGGUUAAGGCGGCAACGAGCCCAGGAACAACCGCAAACAACAGGCCACCAAUCAAGCAGAACCAAGUGCAGGGAACAACGAACAAAGGUACCUGAAAAACAAGAUGUCAUUAAGGAACAAAAAUACCACCACCUCCAGCAGCCGCAGAAAACAACUUUAGAAAAUAAAUCAAAUGAAGAGAUUAUUACAAAAAUUGAGGGUUGCAAUGGAGAGUUGGAGCAAUCUGAUGACAAGCAUAAACAACAACAACUUGGAUUAAAUGAAUCUAAAAAUAUGUUUUUAGAAAAGCCACAACAAGAAGGUAACAACGACGACGAUGACGAAGUCUAUCGCACCACCAGCCUGCCUGCCACAAAGGGAUUUUCCCAUCCCGAAACCAAGGCAGCCGAUGAAGAUAUAGGUUUGGUUGAACCCAGGCGACAAUUCUAUGAACAGUUGACCUCUUGCAAAAAAUGGUUUAGCUAUGAAAACUUGAAUUCAGCAUGCCCCAGUUUGAGGCCAAAGAAAAAAGACCAGCAGCUACAUCCUCGCCACCAUUAUCACCAUCCCAAACGCCAAUCAUACUCCCUGGAAAGGGGUCGAGAUGUCAAGCAUACACGCCGACAAUUACCACCACAAAAGCCGCGAUCUUCCAAUGAAAAUUCACCCAAACUGCAGAGACGUUCCAUAAAAAUGGCCACCGAAAUUAAGAUAUGCUAUGAUGCCGAUGCUGAGGAACAUGAGAUACAAGUGAAAUCCCUUAAUCAUCCCAAGUCGAAGACAAUGGCUGAUGAUUUGGAGAAUGUGCCAUUACCUGUACCGCCAACGGCAAAAUCCGCUAUGAAAAGCCAUCAAAACCACCAAAUACCCAUAAACUUGGACUAUGAGAUGCCACGAGAGGGUGAAGAUUUGUUGUCAACCCCAUCCUUAAGGGAUAACCAAAAAUACGACGAUGCCUGUAUUUAUUUACGUUCAAUUGAUUUACAAGACAAUACCGUGGCUUACAUACCGGCAGCCAUAACAAUUGUGCCCUCACCCAGUGAGGAACAGAUACAACAAUGGCUGGCUGAAGGAGGGGGCCAACUAAAGGCCAACAUAAAGGAGGAAAAGCAAGAAAAUGAAAAUUUAAUGGAAAAAUUUAAAUUGGAAUCUAUGAAAAUAAAGCCCCCUUCCUCAGCAGAAGGAGACGAAGAAAUGCCAACGCCAACAGCAGAACAUAACAAAACAGCAAAACAGCAGGCAAAUGCCAAACACGCCACAGGCCACACACAUGAGGAGCCAGAGACAUACAUAACACGCUUGCCAAGUACACCCAAUGGCAUACAGCUUUCACGUCAAACAAGUGUCAGUGCUAAACGUAAAUCGCAGUCAAGUAAUGUCAGCAACAGUUCCACAGCAUCAACGGCAGGAAUCAAAACCAAGGCAAAGCAGGAUGCCACCACCACCCCCAGAGCCAAAGAAGAUGCACCCCUUGAAAGUGGGGGUAAGCAGGACAAAGGUAUUUACUACACCGAUGGAGAGUACCUCUAUGGGCCCUAUGAUCCCACCAAUGGCAAACCUCUCUCCAGCAUAACCAUCAAGCCCAUAGAACAUGACCCAAACGCCCAAAUGACGCCAUCAAUUUCGAAUGAAAUUAAAAAAGAUACUCAGGCGGAAACAAUUGAAAAAAAUCAGCAGCAAAACGAGAUUGCCGACCUGACGGCUAAAUAUGAACACAUACAGAAAUCCAUAACGGAACACCUAAGGCAAAUCGAUGCAUAUAUUGAAAAUGCAAAAACGGCAUUGAAGCGUUCCAUGCAGGCAGAGAAAACGCAAUCCAAGGACCAGCAAUCUGCCGAAAAAGCUGAGUCAGACACCAAAAGUGGAGGAGGAAACCAAGCAGAAACCCUUAACACCCCCGAGACUCCGUUACAAACGAUUUUAAAGAAAAUCGCCUACAUCAUGGAAGAGGUGAAGCCAACUCCUCAUGCUGCCAGCCAGCCACAAGGGCAAACCGCAGAAUCAUUAUCAGCAACAUUUGGGCAAAUUGAAGAAUCAAUGCCCCAGCCCGGCCUGGAGAACAUGGCCAUAGUGGAUAGAGUUUUAAGUGAUCUUAAUAAGUUGACUGACCAUUUGAAGGAGCAGGAGCCACCACUGGACAUAGUCGACCACAGAAGCUUGCAGCCUUUAAUAGAUAAUCUCAAGCAAAUGCCAUCGUUAGAUGUUAAAUUUGAAACAUGGCCCAAGGCCCAAAAGGUAUCAUAUGUGCACAUCGAGGAGGAGAAGGAGAAGGAGGGGGGAGAGGGCCACAAAAUGCCAGCAACCUCAAACAAAUUAGACGAGCCGCAACAGAAGGUGGCAGUAGGUUCCCAGGAAAAUGACGAAAAAUGCAAACCCAUAACUGCUGUAGGUCAAAAGGAAACUUCAAAAUGCCAAACGCCAGCUCCAGCCAUAACCUUAAAACAAACAAUACAGGAGCAGGAACAUGAACAUGAGCGUUCCGCAUCUGGAAAUUCGAAACUAAUAACUUCCAUGGAAAAACCAACAUCCAAGAGUCAUUCGAUGGCAGCAGGAACAACAACAGUGCCUGGAAAUAACCUUAGCAAGGAUUUGGGGAAAAAUUUAGUUUCCGAAUUUAUAACGACAUACCAUCAGCAGGAGCAACUACUGGACCAGGUAAUUGACACACUUGGUAAGUGUAAUCAACAGCAACAACAACAACAACAACAGCAUAGCCAAAUCAAGAAAGAUGUUGGACAGCUCAAACCCAAACAAACCAACCAUCAAGUUGCUACCAAUAAUGAUGCUGGCCAUGGAGCUCGUCAGCGUCAGCAUAAAGCAGGUGAUGAGAUGGCCAACACCAAAGGCAAAAAAUCAAAUUUAAAUCAACCUGCAUCAUCACAAUUGCCAGCAAACAGGGAAAAGAAUGCGGCCGUCACACAUUCCGUGCGAAAAGUGGCACGAAAUUUGGAUACUGGAGCUGAUGAGACGGCAGAAAAUAUGGCUCCUGCCCCUGGCAGUGGCACACCAUUACACGGCGGUCAACGAAACGAUAGACCUCGUCUUAAAUUGGCUAUUAAAAAUGCAACGGGCAUUAUGGCUGAUAAGCAAUUUCCUAAAUAUGACAAACAACUAACGAACUCUGGCCGUCCAAGCCACAAACCCGGGAAGGAGCCCUCAAUAGCUGACAAAAGUGUCAAGCUGGAAGAUGAACAGUGCCGCCAGCAAGUACCAAAAACCACCCCAACGAAUGGUGACACUUACAAGUCGUCAUAUGAGCUACCAAGUCCUUAUGUAACCGAACGUCAAAUCUCUUGGGAGGAUGUGCAAGCAAACAUCAGCUCCACUCCAAAAUGCCAUGGGCACGAGAGCAAAAGUGUCGAUGUAACAGCCAGCAAAGAAAAGGAACCAACAGCCAAAGAACAAACACUGUCGAUGGCAAGUGGUCACGUUGAAAUGCAAUCAACGAUGCCGUCAAAAUCACGCAUGCAAGCUACGCAAAAAUCUCCACCGCGGCAGGAGUCAUCUGUAUUAACACCUCCUCCCCCACCACCUCCGCCGCCACCUUUCUGUACAAAACUUGUGCCAACUGAUGAUAAAUUAAGAAAAUAUCCUGCUCCGCUUAUUGAACCGCAUUUGGCGGCAAGGCGUUCUGCUUCACCAUUUGGCCUAAAUGCUGUGGACACAAAAGUGGCAAGUCAACCGAGAACACCUUCACCACCAUUGAGGCUCGUUGAGGGCAAAAAUAAAAAGUCAUUAAAUGAUGGCUCAAAUGCCACCAACUCCAAACAACGUACGCCAUCAGUAUCACCUGGACGUGGUGGGCAACAAGGUAGAAGUCAAAAUUUUACGGGGCCUCUACGCAAGUAUCCAGCUCCCUUGGCUGAACCAUAUCCACCACGGGGAUCUGUUUCUCCAAUCGAUUCCAUCUACACCAGACAACGUUCCAAGUCAAUGUCUCCAGCCAGAGUGGCCCCACAAUCCACCACAUGUUUGCGCAAAUAUCCUGCGCCUUUGGCUGAGCCAUAUCCACCGCGAAGAUCAAUGUCACCAUUUGAUCCAAGUUUUUCGAAGCAACGUUCGAAAUCUGUAUCACCAGGAAGGGUGAGUAAUGUUUCAGAAACAUUACGCAAAUAUCCUGCGCCUUUGGCUGAGCCAUAUCCACCGCGAAGAUCAAUGUCACCAAGUUUUUCGAAGCAACGUUCGAAAUCUGUAUCCCCAGGGAGAGCAGGCCAUGUCUCAGUAACAUUACGCAAAUAUCCUGCUCCUUUGGCGGAACCAUAUCCACCACGUAGAUCGGUUUCGCCGUUUCACUGCAAGCAUCGUUCCACAUCCAAGUCUCCAGCAAGAGAGGCGAAUUCAACGAACUUAUUACGCAAAUAUCCUGCCCCAUUGGUUGAACCAUAUCCUCCUCGAAGAUCUUGUUCGCCUUUUGAUGUCCAGCCACGUUCCGAAUCUAAAUCUCCAGUAAGAGCCGGGCAAUCAUUGAAAUCCCACAUAGAAACACCACCAUUACCUUUCAUCGAAGCCAAGUCGCAGCCUCAUGAUACUUCAUCUGCCACACAACGUUCCAAAUCGAAAUCACCCGCCAAGAACCCUAAUGAAGACUCCAUUCAUGCCAUACGUAAAUAUCCUGCCCCUCUGGCAGAACCCUAUCCGCCCCAAAGAGCCAAAUCCCCAUUUGAGGAAUAUUGCACAACUAAACGUUCCAACUCACCAAGCUGGGCAAAACCAGAUGGCUUAGAGAAUAAAUUGCAAAAGUAUUCCAUACCACAAACGUCGACAAUUAAGGCAAUUCCCACACCGCCGCCACCGCCUCCUCCACCACCAUCAAUGUCCCUGGAAAAAAACACCCGAAAUAUUUCGCCAAUACGCAAAUAUCCAUCGGCACUCAUUGAACCACAUGUACCUAGCCGCUCGGCCUCGCCAUUUGGCUUGAACGUUGUGGAUGACAAUUUUGGCGAGUUCCAAGAACCAAACCAGAGGGCCCACACACCAUUGGGUCUAAAUGCUGUCCUCCCACCUCCACCAGCAUUUGACGAUUUGUCAACUACAUCUACAAUGCGUAAAUAUCCCUCAGCCUUAAUUGAAGCUCAUGUGGCGACAUCCAGAGCAUCUUCCCCUGCCGGGUUAAAUGCCGGGCAUACAAAUUGGUCGGAAAAAAUGGCAUCAAUACAAUCGCCCUCACCUGUUGGGCGCCACAAUAAAACAACUACAGCUCCACAAGAACAUAAUGCUCCAGCAAUCGUAUCAUACGUGCCACAGGUGGAAGGUCAAAAUGUUGGUCUCUUGGUGCAUGCAGUCGCCAUUCCUCCACAAGCAACUGCCACCGCUGUUAUGGUCACGGACUCAACCGUAAAACGAUAUUCUCCCGAAAACGAGUCGUCAAAUAUUCCAAUCAGCACGGCACGUAGCAAAAAUGCCAGGACAUCAUUUUCAAAUGCAGACCGCAAAUUUGAAACAGAUGACAAGGAUGACCAAUCACAAGAAUUACAAUGUAUUAAUACAUUCGAUACAACAGGACAUGGAGUAGUAUUGGAAAUAAACAAGAACAACAACAACCGUGUGCCUAGUCUGACUGAUGCCGAUGAUAAAAAUGAGCCAUCACAGAGGAGGGCUGCAACGACGACAUCCACGACGACGGGAAUGUUGAAAUCAAAUCUCCCAUCGGCAACUAUGUCAUCAUCCAACGAACAAGAAUAUCAGCAUUUUGAUCAGCAACAUUGCCACAUGACCGCAGAAAUGGUCAAUUCUCCGGCAUCUGUUAUUAAUCGCUCAUUUGAUAAUGUUUCGCCUCGGCCAUAUAUCUCUAUUGAAGGUUACAAGCGUGUAGCUUGGCCUCCAGCCAAUGAAGAACGGGUUGUACGUGAGUUUACACCACAGCCCCAUGCUCAAUACACGGCACCAUUGUAUGCUCCACAAGCUCAGGAACAAAAUCAACCCCAACAACAUCAACAACAAUAUCAACCAAAUGCUGCUGUACCAUCAACUCAGGGUCCAAUUUACAAUAAUGUCCAUUACCAUGCCCCAACACCACAACAACAACAGCAACCACACCCCCAACAUCCAUAUUAUUCAAAUCAAACACAACAACAGCAACCAACAUCUUACAUUAAUGCCACCACUACUUCCACUAACAACAACCAUGCACGUGAAACUAUGCCACCUAAUAGUCAUAAUCAAGGGGAGAACGACGAGCCGCUCUACGAGCCAUUCCCACCCCAAACUCCCGAAGCUCCAAUUGUGUUGAUAGACAAGCAAUUCAGCAGGUUGCCAUCACAGGAGCCAAUGCAAAUGAACUAUGGUCCUGCUGCUUCUGCUGCACAGCAUCACAAGCAGCCAGAAUGGCAACAGCAACAACAACAACAACCACGUGAAGAACCACCAAAACAAAUGCCAUCAAGCUUUAACCAACAACCUACACAAUAUUAUCAACAGCAAUAUCUGGCAAGCAAUCGAAACCAACAACAGCAACCACCAACCCACCAACAACAACAACAUUCGCAAUAUCCGCACACUCAACACCAACACCCUGCACAAUACCAGCCCGCCGAGCCGCAUCAUGAGCAGGCGACUUCCACUGGCGGCCACGACUGGUAUUACAUGGAUCGACCACAACACAACCCUAAUCAACAAGAAUUUGCUAAUGCAAAACCAACUGGGCUAGGUCAGGACGAAGCUCUCAGCCCAGCUCAGCCCAUUUAUCAAAAGCAAUAUGAAUCCUAUCACCAACAACGUCAACAACAGCACGAGUUCUAUCAAGAAAAAUAUAAAGAUGAACUUAAGCAACGAAUGAUAGCAAAUCAAAAGCAACAAGAGCUACAACAACAGCAUCACCAACACCAGUACAAACCAAGCAAUCCACAAACUCAAAAUUAUCCCCAACAACAACACCAUCCCACACAAUAUCAACCUUUCGAACGUGAUGCAUCGACCCCCAGUCGCAUGAGGUACCUGGAGAGAUCACAAACCCCCAAACCGGAAUAUGGCAAGACCGUAAGGCUAGUCGGUCAUGAUGGAUCCACCACCCACCCAAUUGCCAAACCCAUAUAUCAAAAACAAUAUGAUUCAUAUCACCAACAACGUCAACGACAACACGAAUUCUAUCAGCAACAAUAUAGACAAGAACUUCAGCAACAAUACCAACAACAACAACAACCAAAACAAUAUUCCCCACAACCCCAAUACCAGGGCCAGGGACCGGUAGGCAAUCAAUACAAUCAAUACCAGCAACCCCAACAGCCCUACCAGCAACCAACAACCUGGGUACAGGAGCAACAUUUACCCCAGCCCUAUAAGCCACCAACUCAACAGGCUCAAUAUCAACAGCCCCAACAACAACAGCAACAACAGCCUCAGUACCAGGCUUCAUCUUACCAGCCAACCCCUCAAUACCAGGCCUCAUCUUAUCAACCCCAACAGGCCCCAUUGAACAAUCAAUAUCAAACUCCAUAUCAAAAUCAAUAUGUAUCGCAACCCAAUCAACAACAAUUUAAUUCUUAUUCACAGCCUCAACAACAACAACACCAACAACAACAGCCACCGCAACAAAAUGUCCAAAAUGUCUCACAUGGCAGCGAUCAAUUGGAUAAUUUGAAACAGCAUGAUCAACGCGGUGCCAGUCCCGGUAUUAUUACCUUGCGCAAGGAGGCUCCCAUCUCUCAGGCACCCGCUCCAGUCUACACCUCUCAGCCGGCAGCCGUAAGCUUCCAGGGUGAUGAUGAUCUUUCAGGCGGCAGCAAAUUGCGUGGAGACUUGAAGUGGCCACCACCAGAGUACAAGGAAGCUGCUGCUCGUGAAAAUGAGGAACGCCGUCAAUUGGCGUUGGGACCAGUCUGUAGGCCAAGAAAGGUCAAUCGCGAUUACAGCUCAUUCUUUGCCAAGAAUGCCUUGAGCCAUCAUUAUCCCAGCUACAAGGUUCCACCAGGUACCCAACAUGUCACCUAUUAAGCUCACCACCAACCACAACAGCAACAACAACCGCGUGCAGCUAAACAAUGGAACCCCUCCCAAAGCAGCAUCAGAACAAUAGCAAUAAAAGGAUAAAUGAUAACACACCAACAAAUAGUUAGCUGAUUUAAAUGAAUUGUUAUAACGAAAUGUAAAAUACUAACCAAAAACAAAUGCAACAACAACAACAAGUACUUUAAAUCAUAAAAAUUUAAUCAAAUUAGUAUAUAAGCACUAUGUAUAUGCAGGCACUUUAUGUUUUUGUUGUAAAAUUAUAGGAUUUCCUCUCAGGUUUGUUUUCUUUUUAAGUGGAUACGAACAUCUUUAUCCGAAAAAAGGGAAAUUUUAUACUUUUUUUCAACAAUGUUAUAUAAUAUAAAAAAAUCAAAAAAAAAAAGAUUAUAUUAAUUAGAGUUAAGUGUUCCUCAACAAUUUCGAUGUUAAAUAAAACAAAAAAAAACAAAAAACUUUGUUAAAUUCACAAAACGAAUGUAAAUGUUCCUCAACAAAGGUUUUGUAGAAUGCGCAAAGAGAAGAAAAAUAAUAAUUAUUGUUAUUUUUUUUUAGAACUUAAGUCCUCAAUUGUUAAGCUAUUUCAAUUUUGUAGCUUUCAAAUUAA
Musca domestica (house fly) is the source of this 9664-nucleotide messenger RNA. RefSeq lists its product as uncharacterized. The transcript has 10 exons. The record is from RefSeq and is a predicted model, not a curated record. NCBI's taxonomy places the organism in Eukaryota, Metazoa, Arthropoda, Insecta, Diptera, Muscidae. Bases 520 to 9045 code for a protein of 2841 amino acids.